GCCGGAGCUGCAGGAUUACAGCGAGGGGCUCCGAGGGGAAGGGCUGCGGAGAGGCUGGGCUUGAGGUUUAACCCUUGCCACCUGGAAAACUAAAUGUACAGUUCGUCUUGAGACUGAACCAGAAUUGCUGAAAAUGCUGCUGCUGUGGACACAGCUGUUCCUCAUAUCAUUUCUUGGCUGUCUUGGAGAUCUUGAAAACUCCAGGAUGAAGACGAGAAGCGCGGUGUCGGUUCGAGAGGGGCAGGGGGUCGUGCUGCUCUGUGGAACAUCCCCCCGCACAGGAGAUUUGUCAUUUGCUUGGAUCUUCAAUGAGUAUCCAUCAUUUGUGCAAGAGGACAGCCGUCGCUUUGUGUCUCAAGAGACUGGUCACCUCUACAUAGCCAAAGUUGAGCCAUCAGACGUGGGAAACUACACCUGUGUUGUCACCAGCACGGUCACCAACAGCCAAGUUCUCGGGUCACCCACUCCUCUGGUGCUGCGCACGGAUGGUGUGAUGGGAGAAUAUGAACCCAAAAUAGAAGUUCAGUUUCCUGAGACACUUCCUGCAGCUAAAGGCUCGACUGUGAAACUCGAAUGUUUUGCGCUAGGAAACCCUGUGCCUCAGAUUAACUGGAGAAGAACUGAUGGUCUGCCAUUUCCAAGUAAAAUAAAGCUGAGGAAAUCCAAUGGCAUGAUUGAAAUACCAAACUUCCAGCAAGAGGAUGCAGGGCUCUAUGAAUGUAUAACUGAAAAUUCCAGAGGAAAAAACAUUGCGAGAGGACGUCUCACUUACUAUGCAAAACCUCACUGGAUCCAGACAAUAAAAGACCUGGAAGUUGCUGUAGAAGACACAUUAUACUGGGACUGCAGAGCAAGUGGGAAGCCCAAACCAUCAUACAGGUGGCUGAAGAAUGGAGACCAACUGUCAAUAGAGGGAAGGAUCCAAAUUGAAAAUGGUGCACUUACAAUAUCAAAUCUAAAUCUGACAGAUUCUGGCAGAUACCAGUGCAUAGCUGAAAAUAAACAUGGUGUCAUCUAUUCAAGUGCAGAGCUCAGAGUUGUAGCUUCUGCUCCAGAUUUUUCCAAGAAUCCCAUGAAGAAACUGAUCCAGGUCCAAAUAGGCAGCACGGUUGAUUUUGAGUGCAAACCCAAAGCUUCCCCUAAGGCCAAAUGCUUCUGGAAGAAGGGAGGUGAGCAGCUACACGAAAAUGAAAGAAUCAUGUUAUUAAAGGAUGGAGGACUAAGAAUAGCCAAUGUGAGCAAAGCUGAUGCUGGAAGCUACACCUGCCUGGCAACAAACCAGUUUGGAACAGCCAGUGGCUCCACAAACUUAAUAGUUACAGAGCCAACCAGGAUUACUUUGGCACCUUCCAACAUGGAUGUCACCGUUGGAGAAAGUGUUGUCUUGCCUUGCCAGGUUCAGCACGAUCCAAUCCUGGACAUCAGCUUCACCUGGUACUUCAAUGGGACACUCACUGAUUUCAAGAGAGACGCUUCCCACUUUGAGAAGGUUGGAGGGAGUGCGUCAGGAGAUUUAAUGAUUAGAAACAUCCAGCUGAAACACAGUGGCAAAUAUGUUUGCAUGGUGAAGACAGAAGUGGAUAGUGUAGCAUCUGCAGCAGACCUGAUCGUGCGGGGCUCACCUGGGCCCCCUGAACAUGUGAAAGUGGAUGAAAUAACCGACACCACGGCUCAGAUCUCCUGGCAAGAAGGCACAGAUAAUCACAGCCCAGUAACCACCUACACCAUACAAGCAAGGACACCCUUCUCAGUUGGCUGGCAGCGAGUCACAACAGUUCCGGAGGUGAUUGAUGGAAAAACAUUCACAACCACAGUUGUGGAUUUAAAUCCUUGGGUGGAAUAUGAAUUCCGUGUAGUUGCCAGUAACAAAAUAGGAGGUGGAGAACCUAGUUUGCCCUCAGAAAAAGUAAGAACUGAAGAGGCAGUUCCUGAAAUUCCUCCCUCUGAAGUCAGUGGGGGAGGAGGCAGCAGGUCUGAACUGGUCAUAACAUGGGAUCCCAUCCCUGAAGAACUACAAAAUGGAGAAGGAUUCGGUUAUGUGGUCGCUUUCCGCCCCUUUGGCACCACAACGUGGAUACAGACUGUGGUCACUUCUCCUGACACUCCCAGAUAUGUCUUCAGGAAUGAAAGCAUCUUGCCCUUUUCACCGUAUGAAGUCAAAGUUGGUGUCUAUAACAAUAAAGGAGAAGGGCCAUUUAGUUCAGUAACCACAGUUUUUUCAGCUGAAGAAGAGCCCAGCAUAGCACCCUCUGGGGUGUCUGCGACCAGUCUGUCCUCCUCGGUCAUCGAGGUCUCCUGGAUGCCCAUUCCCUGGAAGAUGAGCAGUGGAAGGUUACUGGGCUACGAGGUUAGGUACUGGAAUAAUGGUGGAAAAGAAGAAUCUUCAAACAGAGUAAAAGCUGCAGGGAAUGAGACAUCAAUAAGAAUAACAGGUUUGAAGAGCAACUUAGCAUACUACACAGCUGUGCGUGCUUAUAACAGUGCUGGAGCAGGUCCCUUCAGUGCCACAGUAAAUGCUACCACCAAAAAGACACCACCCAGUCAACCACCAGGAAAUGUCAUGUGGAACGUCUCUGACUCCAGAGUAAUCCUCAGCUGGGAGGAAGUAAGAGCUAUGGAGAAUGAGUCCGAGGUGACAGGGUAUAAGGUUUUGUACAGGACCAGCAGCCAGCCCAGCAUGAAGGUGCUGAACACAGACAAGCCAACAGCUGAACUCGUGCUGCAGUCUAAUGAAGAUUACAUUAUAGAAGUAAAAGCAACAACUGAGGGAGGAGAUGGCACCAGCAGUGAUCAGAUCCUGAUUCCCAGACUAGCCAGUAUGGAUGCAAGAGGUUCUGGUCCAUCAGUCUUGAAUAUCUUCAGUGUAUCCAGCUUUUUACCAACAAUAUUUUCGUUGACUCUUAACUCAGUGUUGUGAUUAGACCUUCUCAUUUCCUGGGAAACAAAAUGAAUUGGUUACUUCAGAAAAGUGCUUUUAAAAAAAAACCACAAAAACACUGCAGUGUUUAAUGCAUGUUUUUCUUUUAUCCUGACGUGUUUUUAAAUUCUUUACAUUUCACUGUAGGUUGAAGUAAAAAAAAAAUACAAUGUAAAAUUUAGCAAAUCCUUUAAAAAGGAGUCUAAAAUGCCUUAAUACUUGAACCAAAGGAGUUUACAUAUUACAUACUUCAGAUACAAUGUAAGAGAGAGGGGGAGUGAUGGCACUGUGAUCAGAGCUGGGAGUGACACUGAGGUGGUUUGGGUAUUUCCUGCAUGUUCAGAUCUUCCACAUGUGAAGUUGAAGUGGGAGACAGAGUUCUGUUGGCAACUGGGACAGUCGCACGUGGGACCAAGCAGUUCUCCUUAAAACUGGGUCAGAAUCCAGUUUUCUUAGUGCCCUUUAGAGAAAUUACUCUCAAUCUAGGAAGAAAUCAAAGUUGGAAGGUAAAGUCACAGUGGGCGUUAGUUGUGCCCAGUCAAUGUUGGGAUGUCCAAGAGGCAAGACCUUCCACUACUGCUCUUAAAUGAUGUCAGAGGUGUUUCAGAGAAGGCUCUCUGUUUUGUCCCUUAUCUUUUCAAUCACUUGACCUUUCUAUCUAUCAACAGACUACAAAGAUAAUCUUAUAACCCUACCUUGUAUUUUUUUAACCAGGUCCUUCAUUCAUAUCCAAGUUUUCCCACUUUCAGCAUCAUUUUUGUUGUCCUUCUCUGAACUCCUGUCAGUGUUUCCCUAACAAAAGUGCCCAGUUGAAAUGCAGUUGCACCAUGGCCUUACGAAAAGGGACUUCAGCCACCUCCCUACCUUGUGAUGUGGUGCUUUGAAAUAUGCAGCCCCAAAUUAACUUGCUCUUUUGUUUAUUGCUCUGCACUGUAAACUCAUCCUUAAUUCAGUGUUACAUUCAUAACUCUCCUUCCUGCUGCUCUUUAGCCAAUUCAAAAUUAUCUCACCUGGUCUAGCUCUAAUGCACCCCAUGACUGUUGUAUGAUUCUGGUAAGUUUAUGACAAUACUAUAGGUUACAAUAAAUGACACAAAGACACUUCAGGCUUGCUAUUUUAGAGAAAUCUCUUCUUUCUUUCAUUGCAAUAUAGUCAAGAUACAUUAAAACGUGGUACAUUUGACUUCUACAGUUGUGAGUUCAGCCAAAACAGCCUCUCGGGCACCUCUUAAAGAGCUGCCCACAUAUAUGGCAGAACAAGGGUUCAUGUGACACAAAACAUUCUUUUAAAGACAUUGGUUUGCAUUGUUAAAAAUCUCACAGUAUUACUAUGACACACAGAAAUAUAAGGGGAGAGAACCAGGAAUAAUGAAAUUACGGUAGCACUGUAGAAAAAUAAUACCUUGUUGUGCAUUCAGAUAGCAAAUUCCCAUAUUAGUAUCACAUCCAGAUGAAAUAUCUGCCGACUGCUGAAGUCAGCACGAUCUGUAUAUACUGUACAUACCUAGUUAUAAAUGGCUAGUUGCUUUUCAAUGUGGCUAACCAGUGAUGUUUUCAGACACUUGCAAAUGGGGAGGGGGUGGGAGAUGGAAAACAGGUGUUACUAGUAAUUAUAUAGUUAUCUUUCAUGCAACAAAGGGUGAAUCUUUCUAUUCUUGUUUCACAAAUUCUAGUCUAUGUUCCUGUAUUGCCAUUUUCAUGGAAUUCAAUGGUAUCCUUUAAUUUCUAGUUAUAUAUCUCCAUGAGAUAUGUACCAAAUACCUUGUUUCAUAUUGAAAAGUUUGAAAUCUAUCCUUAAACUUCCAGUUGUGUGUGUAUCCUAUGGUUAUCUGUAUGCAUUUUUUUCUAUUACUCUAAUAAAAUAUUUAUUAUAUCGAGGGA
Molecule: messenger RNA, 4797 nt
Organism: Apus apus (common swift)
Lineage: Eukaryota; Metazoa; Chordata; Aves; Apodiformes; Apodidae
Product: contactin-3-like
Exons: 21
Coding region: 134-2917 (927 amino acids)
Biological process (GO): cell-cell adhesion; brain development
Molecular function (GO): cell-cell adhesion mediator activity
Source: RefSeq, a predicted model, not a curated record